AUGAGCGAAGAUGCAGAAACAGCUAUCGUCCACGGCCGAGUGUUCCAAAGAACAUCCCUUGACGAGGGUGUCUACUUCGCCCCGGUGGCCUUCGAUGACCGCGAAGAGAGCAGACUGACAGCUCAACAUGACAUUGUGUCCCGGCUCUUUGGCGAUGGACUGUUCUGCCCUCGAAUACCAGUAGGAGAGCCCGAAGCAAUACUGGAGUGCGGCUACGGGGGUGGCGACUGGGCUGUCCAAUGCGCAGAUGAAUUUGAGGAUUGUGAGGUAACUGCGCUUGACAUUUUCCCCAUGCAGGUCUCAGACGAGCCCGAGAACUUGGACCUGGUCGUUCAUAAUCUCAACGACCCUCUCCGCGAUCCCGAGAUAUUCAAAGCGAACCACUUCGAUCUCAUACACUCGCGGUUCGUGUUCCCAGGUAUCAAGAUCCGCAGAUGGGAUACAUACAUCAGAGAUAUGAGAUUACUGUUACGGCCGGGUGGUUGGGUACAGAUAAUGGAGUAUCUGCCCAUUAUCCAAUCGCACAAUGGACGUCUAACGGACCAGCAUGCUGUGCGAAAAUGGUGGCAGGAGUACCAAAGCGCCAUGGCGGGCAUGGAUCGUGACCCACGGAUAGGUCGUCGGUUGAAGCAGCUGUUGCUCGAUAAUAGAUAUCGGGACGUCGACGUCGAUAUAGUGCAGCUGCACAUAGGCGAUUGGUCAAAAAAUGAGGCCCAGGCUAGCAUCGGUAGAGAUUCUGUCGCAAUGAUUGGCGACCUCCUCGAGUCACUUGGGCUGUGGCCUUUCACAUCCAAGCUGGGCUGGACAGCUGCGCGGUUCGAAGAGCUCAUGCAAGACGUUCGUGCAGAGCUCCAGGACGUGGGCUUGAACCUCUAUAUCGAGUUGUAA
Molecule: messenger RNA, 888 nt
Organism: Alternaria rosae
Lineage: Eukaryota; Fungi; Ascomycota; Dothideomycetes; Pleosporales; Pleosporaceae
Product: S-adenosyl-L-methionine-dependent methyltransferase
Exons: 5
Coding region: 1-888 (295 amino acids)
Molecular function (GO): methyltransferase activity
Source: RefSeq, a predicted model, not a curated record